GUGAGAACCGGAAAGGCAGAGUGUGUGGUUCCGUUUGCGGAAAAUCCAAAAGAGGGAAAAGAACGUUGUUCUCUCUGUUAACGACAAUUCGAUUCCAUUGGGUGCUGCUGUGUGUGCUCUCAGUUCCCAAAUCAAAUCUCAAUAGUAGUACUACUAUUCAUAAAUCAUUUCAUUUGUUCACUUUCUCUGUGUUGCGUUCUGCUCCUUUGGGCCUGGCCAUGGCUAUUGCAGCAGCGGCUGUGGUGGUGCCAUUGGGCCUGCUCUUCUUCGCCUCCGGCCUCCUUGUUAAUCUCAUUCAGGCAAUAUGCUAUGUCGUGGUAAGGCCGGUGUCCAAGAAUUUGUACAGACGGAUCAACCGGGUAGUGGCGGAACUCUUGUGGCUGGAACUUGUAUGGCUUAUUGAUUGGUGGGCAGGAGUUAAGGUCCAAAUAUUCACAGAUCAUGAAACCUUUCAUUUAAUGGGUAAAGAGCAUGCACUUGUGAUAAGCAAUCACAGAAGUGAUAUUGAUUGGCUUGUUGGAUGGGUUUCAGCUCAGCGUUCAGGUUGUCUUGGCAGCACUCUAGCUGUGAUGAAGAAAUCUUCAAAGUUUCUGCCGGUCAUUGGCUGGUCAAUGUGGUUUUCUGAGUAUCUUUUUCUGGAGAGAAGUUGGGCCAAGGAUGAAAGCACAUUAAAGUCAGGCAUCCAGCAACUGAGUGAUUUCCCUCUUCCCUUUUGGUUGGCUCUCUUUGUAGAAGGAACACGCUUUACACAGGCCAAACUAUUAGCUGCUCAGGAAUAUGCAACUUCCACUGGAUUGUCUGUUCCCAGAAAUGUUUUGAUUCCAAGAACUAAGGGUUUUGUUUCUGCAGUAAGUCAUAUGCGCUCAUUUGUUCCUGCCAUUUAUGAUAUAACAGUAGCUAUCCCUAAGAGUUCCCCUGCUCCUACAAUGCUAAGACUCUUCAAGGGACAACCUUCAGUGGUGCAUGUUCAUAUCAAGAGGCAUUUAAUGAAGGAAUUGCCAGAAACAGAUGAGGCUGUUGCUCAAUGGUGUCGAGAUAUAUUUGUGGCCAAGGAUGUUUUGUUAGACAAACAUAUAGCUGAGGACUCUUUUAGUGAUCAAGAUUUGCAGGAUACUGGUCGACCAAUAAAGUCUCUUCUGGUAGUUAUAUCUUGGGUUUGUCUGGUUGUUGCGGGGUCUGUAAAGUUCCUACAACGGUCUUCGCUACUCUCUUCCUGGAAGGGUGUUGCAUUUUCAGCUUUUGGUUUGGCAGUUGUUACUGCACUUAUGCAAAUUCUGAUUCAAUUCUCACAGUCAGAGCGUUCAAACCCUGCCAAGAUCGCCCGGGCAAAGUCAAAAAACAAGGGGGGACAACUAGAGGCUAGGAAUGACAAACAACAGUAGAUUACUCACUUGAUUCCCAGACCCCAAAAGUUUUCUAUACAAAGAUAGGGUCUUCAUCUACGAUCAUAUUUUGGCGAACUUAAAGUUGCAUUUAUGUGUGAUGAGUGACUCAUGUAAUGCUCAUUAUUUUGCUUUCAAAAUCUUAUCAUGGUAUGUUUCUAUUCUAUAUAUGUAGUAUUGUGAAUGCUUAUCGAUUCAUUGUUUUUAAAUUAAUUAGGAUAUCUUUUGUAUCGACAAUCUAGGAUGGCCUAGAAAAAUUCAACCGCCUCUUUUAUUUUA
Molecule: messenger RNA, 1661 nt
Organism: Glycine soja
Lineage: Eukaryota; Viridiplantae; Streptophyta; Magnoliopsida; Fabales; Fabaceae
Product: 1-acyl-sn-glycerol-3-phosphate acyltransferase 2-like
Exons: 11
Coding region: 219-1382 (387 amino acids)
Cellular component (GO): endomembrane system
Molecular function (GO): 1-acylglycerol-3-phosphate O-acyltransferase activity
Source: RefSeq, a predicted model, not a curated record